This is a messenger RNA of Dictyostelium purpureum, 441 nucleotides long. RefSeq lists its product as uncharacterized. The transcript has a single exon. NCBI's taxonomy places the organism in Eukaryota, Evosea, Eumycetozoa, Dictyosteliales, Dictyosteliaceae. The coding region runs from base 1 to 441 and encodes 146 amino acids. The record is from RefSeq and is a predicted model, not a curated record.
AUGUUUGACUAUAAACCCCCAGUAUUCAAAAUUGGUGAAUCAUUCACAAUUACAGCCAAUAUUGCCAAUAAAGAUAUAGUUUCACAACCAAUAUCAUGUAAAUAUCAAGAAGCAAGUUAUCUUAACAUUAAAAAAGAUGAAGAUGUUUUCUUUGACAAAAAAGGAGGUAAAAUGAAAAUCGCCGGUUCAUUCUCUGAUUUAGAUAUUUCCAAAUAUCAAGUAUUACUUAAAAAUAUCGAAUUUCAAGUAACAGCAAUUGAUAAAAACUCUAUUACUGUUCAAUACCCAGAAUUUAUAGGAGACUUUUUUGGUUUUGAUUUAUCACUUUUUAUAAUUCAUAAAGAAGUUUGUAUUUACGAUCAAACUGAAAAAAUUCAAAUUGAAGAAUAUUUAGAUCCAAUCUCUGCUGAAGAACCACCUAGAAGACUCAUCCAAAGGUAG